AUGGCCACCGUCAACGUCGACGUCAAGCUCACCGGUCCUGACAAUUGGAAAUCCUGGAAUGAGCGCUUCAGAUCAGAGGCGACAACCAGGGACCUUUGGGAACUCAUUGACCCCAAGGGCACCUCCAAGGGCCAAUUCAAGACCGCCCCGAUAAAACCAGCCAUCAAGGACUACCCAAAACGUCUUGAUCGCGCGGAUGCGCCUCCCGCACAGAGCACACGUGCAGGAAGCGUUUCUUCAAGCGUAACAGUAGGCGAAUCGCAAGCCCUUGCCAUCGGCCCUCCAGUGGAAGAGAUUGACAGACGAAACCCACCUCGAAACACCAGCGAGAUGACCGCCCUCGGCCGCGAUGCGUACAGGACCGACCUCUCGGCAUACCAUUUCGAGUGGCAACUCUACGAAGCCGAGCGACAAAACCUAAACAGGCUGACAGCGUGGAUUCGCCAAACGGUAGCCCCUCAGCUCUACGAUACGACCUGCAAGGCCGAUAAGACUAUCGAUCUGUGGUACGCAACCCUCAAGGAACGCGCCGGCUCUGACGAUCGCGAAGAACUUCAGCAGUCCAUGAAACAUCCUGAGCACCGAGAAUCGCGCACAUGCACUAGCUCCCCAGCACCACGUCCCCGUCAACACACACCAAACCGCUCGCGAAGCCGUAGCCCAGGCGCCCGAGGCGUCCGCAACCACGGCCACAAGCGCAAACACACUGGAGGAGCAAAAUCUGGCUGCCUAGCCUGCGACGGCCUCCAUCCCCUUUCAGGCUGUUGGGCACUGUUUCCAGAACUCCGGCCUUCCUACUACCCACCAGCCUACCGCAGGGAGUUCCUCGCAAAAGAACGGCUAGAAAAGGAUCCAGAACUUCGCAGGCAGGUCGAAGCUCUCCAGUCGAUAAUCGAGGCGCUUGCAAGUUUCCUAGGCAUGAUGGAACUCCAAUUCGGGAUCAAGAUCAAGGCCGUUGAGGCAGACAACGAGAUCUUUACAGUCAAGCCAUGCGGAUUGAGGAGCGUCAUAUCAGACUCGAGCCCUCGCCGCCGCUACGCAAGCUCUCAAUGGCGCCGCCGAGCGCUCACGGGGUGUGGUCAAGGAGAAGAUCAACGCCAUGAGGAGCAGCUCGAAGCUCCCAGCGUCGCUCUGGCGGGAAAUCAGCAAAGCGCAUCUACUCUCAGCGCACUCACGUCGACGAUCAAUUGGAAGACGCCCUUUGAGAUCUUCCAUUCGAACCCUGAUGAGCGCCGCAAGCUGAUCUCACCAACCUUCGCGCCUAUGGAUGUAAAUCAUACGCAAUGA
Molecule: messenger RNA, 1287 nt
Organism: Chaetomium globosum CBS 148.51
Lineage: Eukaryota; Fungi; Ascomycota; Sordariomycetes; Sordariales; Chaetomiaceae
Exons: 3
Coding region: 1-1287 (428 amino acids)
Source: RefSeq, a predicted model, not a curated record